Molecule: messenger RNA, 720 nt
Organism: Cetraspora pellucida
Lineage: Eukaryota; Fungi; Glomeromycota; Glomeromycetes; Diversisporales; Gigasporaceae
Source: the annotation of a GenBank genome assembly
GACGAAACCGGGUUUAUCAUUGAACCUAGGCUCCAAAAAGUUAUAGCAAAAAAAGAAGCACGCCAAGUCCAUCAGGUUUCAUAUGGCAGCUCUCAUGAGCAUAUUUCAGUAUGCCCAACUAUAUCAGCACCAGCUGAAUUACCAUUUGCUAUAUUAAAGAAAGCAUAUGAUAAAGAGUGUGAGAGGUUUCGAACUAACAACAAUGAUAAGGUUGUAACAAAGUACACAUUCACUGAAUUAUUAGGACCAUCCUAUAUUGCAGCCUAUAUGCCUACCACAAUAUGCAAUGCCUUCAAGACUACUGAAAUUUGGUCAUUAAACCCUAGUGCAAUUGGUCCUGAUCGUCUAGAUCCUUCAUUACAAGAACUUGAAACCCUCAAUAACCCUGGUACAAGUCCUUUGUGGAAGAUACUUAAAUAUCUCUUGUGCCCCAACCUACCAACUGAAGAUCUGGAAGAUGACAAGGAGCAAUCUAGAGCCCAACCUCCAAAAAGAAAAAAAAGGAAAACUAUGCCCUUUUCUCGGCUUCUGACCAAUGAAGAAUCAUUAAAACAAUUAAAAGAAGCGGAGGAGGAGGCUGAAAGAAUGGUUAACGAGAAGCAAUGUAAAAAAGAAGUGGCCAUUCAAAAGCGAACAGCACGUGAAGCAGAAAAGGCACAGAAGCAAGAAGCACGAAGGAAAAAAAAAAAAAAUAUGGAGUGUAUAGGGGUGAAAAAGUAA